AAAGAAUAUCUGGCGAGCUCCUUGCUGUAUCGGGAUACACCCUAUGAAGUAUCGCAUGUGCCGAAUGUUGGGUUGGUGCUAUUGAUUGUUAAUAUAUCGUAGGCUUCGAAGAGAUGCUUUCGGCGGUGUAAGAUAAAACUGGCGUCAGCGCUGACGUUAGACACUCAUCCCUUUUAUUCGUGUUUUGUUAUAAAGGAUACUCUUUUGUGGCGCCGAAUAUUUAACAAGUUUAUAACCCAAACAAAACAUCUAUGAAUCAUCAAUCUGUACGACAAAAAGAAUGAUGGCUCCUGGCGCUCCGAUAAACGAAACUCACGGGGUUGAGUUGCCCCCGAGGUAUGAGAUUCGUCUCAUAACGCCCGACCUCAGUGACUGGAUUUCGGCCUUGACAUACUUCAAUCAUCAUUUCGAGUCGGCUAUGUGGAGCGCUAUAGACGAGGGUCAUCUAGCGAGUAUGGCUUUGAAGGCAUACCAUCUUGGCAAGUUCCUCUACGAGAUGCCCGAAAUGGCAACUAGGAAUGGCCUCUCCUAUUGUAUAUGGGACAAGGAGUUUGUUUUCAAGAGGCCCGAAUCAGCCGCCAAGGGUGGUGCGUGUUACUGGGAUGACUUUGAUCUUAACGACCCCGACCUUGAAGUAAAUGCGCAGCAGAAGUUGAGCGAUGCAUUGGAUUUCCCGAUUGUCGGCUUCGGCUUGUCCUAUGACAAGUUCGUCCCUAAAGAUCCGAAGAGGUGGGAGGCCGGAAUGAAGGCCAUCCCCCUGAUAAAGCUGCUAGGAGAGUAUUAUGAAAUACACGAUCCACGCCCUAAAGGGUCAUGGGAGCCAACAGCACCGGGGCAGGUAAUCGAGCGGGCAGGAACGGGUACAAGGGAGGAUCAUCAAGGGAAGGGACUCAUGAAGUCUCUAGCCAGAUUCAUCAUGCUUGAGAUGAAAGCCAGAGGGUUUCAAGCGAUUCAGAUCAACUGUGGAGCGCCGCAGGUCCACCGGGUGUGGUCUACCCCCCCGGAACCAUUCAGGAGUUCUACCAUAUGCGUGUUUCCCACUUGGUUUUACGAAAAGGAUGAAGACGGCAAGAAGAUGCGGCCUUUCGAGAAGUCAAAGUUGCCUAACAUGUUUCUUGUGUGGACGGAGUUGUUGGAUAAAUAGACUGUGUGAUUAAAGGGCAUAAGGGUCUGGUGAUGUUGGCAAAGUGGUGCUUCCGUUUGUGUCCCGAGAAGAUUGCUUUUGCCACGUCAUGCCGAAGUCACUAAUGAGUAAAGAGUAAAGAUCAAAAAAGGAUCUUUGUUUAAUAGUAUCUCGUGUUGACUAUAUUCGUUUCGUUCAUCUGUGAAAUCAUCCGGUCUCGUGGAGUUUAAAGAAUUUACCUAAAAAGUUACCUAAAGAAAGC
Hypoxylon fragiforme is the source of this 1385-nucleotide messenger RNA. RefSeq lists its product as uncharacterized. The coding region runs from base 281 to 1144 and encodes 287 amino acids. Lineage: Eukaryota; Fungi; Ascomycota; Sordariomycetes; Xylariales; Hypoxylaceae. The transcript has a single exon. The record is from RefSeq and is a predicted model, not a curated record.